Messenger RNA from Thyridium curvatum, 960 nucleotides. RefSeq lists its product as uncharacterized. Bases 1 to 960 code for a protein of 319 amino acids. The record is from RefSeq and is a predicted model, not a curated record. The transcript has 2 exons. Lineage: Eukaryota; Fungi; Ascomycota; Sordariomycetes; Thyridiales; Thyridiaceae.
AUGAGCGCAUUCAACCAAGAAGGCAAGGAAGCCUACCACGCCGGCCUCGAGGUGGCCACGACGCCCAACAAGCACUCGCCCUCCCCGCCGCUGGCCAUGGCCACUUCACCAAACCACCACCAGCAGAUGCCGGGACAGCAGCAACAACAACAACAAUACCCCAUGAUGCAGGAGUCCGGCGUCGGGACGUUUCCGGGAGGCUCCCCGCCGCCCAUGUCGGCGUAUCCGUACGACCACCCGCCGUCGCACCCGGCGUACUCGACGAUGGGGGACCAGCGCGCGCAGAACGGCGGCGCGUUCGCGGGCGCCGAGGGGCCGGCCAAGCGCGAGCCCACGAUCAUGGGGCUCCGGCCCGCGACGUUCUUCCUGAGCCUGGCGCUGCUGGUCGCCGUCGUUGUCGCGGCGGUGGGCGGCGGCGUGGGCGGGUCGGUCGCCGUGCAGAACGCGAGGAGAGACGGCAUAGCAGAGGGUCUCGCCCAGGCCAUGGCCAACGGCAGCGCGAGCGCCAGCGCCACCGUGACCCUGACGACGACCGUCUCGGCCGGGUCGACCUCGCAGCCGAGCUCGUCGUCGUCGAGCAACAACAAUGCCGUCGUCGACCCGCCCACCAAGGGCAAGCUCAAGCUCGACUGCCCGGGCUUGGACGGCAGCAAGCAGAUCAUCAACAUCAAGGAGCGCAGCUACACGUUCGACGUCAUCUGCGGCGCCGACUACAACGGCAAGGCCAUCGACAUCGCCGCCAUCACGACCUACUCGCUGCACGACUGCAUGCAGGCCUGCGCCAUGUACAACGUCAAGUACGGCUCCGAGAGCCCCUGCAUCGCGGCGGCGUUCAACACGGACCUGACGGGCAGCGUGGCGGCGAAUUUCGGCACGUGCUUCAUCAAGAACGCCACGGGGACGCAGGUCAAGAAGGACGUGAGCAAUAACGUCGGGGUGAGGCUGUCGGCGACGACGUGA